Messenger RNA from Paralichthys olivaceus (Japanese flounder), 1864 nucleotides. RefSeq names its product E3 ubiquitin-protein ligase RNF126-like. Lineage: Eukaryota; Metazoa; Chordata; Actinopteri; Pleuronectiformes; Paralichthyidae. Gene Ontology annotation, cellular component: cytoplasm. Gene Ontology annotation, molecular function: ubiquitin protein ligase activity. The record is from RefSeq and is a predicted model, not a curated record. Gene Ontology annotation, biological process: protein ubiquitination.
GUGCAGCUGCUGUCCGCUUCCGUUUCCAGCGCGUCUGUGCUCCCGUUGUCCCUCGCUGCUUCCCGUCCGUAGUUACUGCUGCUCUGCACAGAAAUGGCUGAAGCUCACACACGGCCCGGGCUUUUUUUUUGUCACCGGUGCUCAGCAGAGAUAAGCCCGACUUUACCGGACUACAACUGUCCACGCUGUGGAUCUGGCUUCAUUGAGGAAUUACCUGAGGAACGAAGUUCUGAAAAUCGGUCUGCAUCCACAUCUUCCAGUAGUGAACAGAGUCGCUCAUCCUUUGAGAACUUGGAUCACCAGCACUUAUUCACAUUUCCCUCUGUGUAUGGGCCAUUCACACUUGGGAUUUUUGAUGAAAAUUUCGAAUUUCGAACACGGCUAGACAACAGAGAGGCAGAAAACAGGAGGGAACGGGAAAUUGCAUCGCGGCAACGAUACAGUGCGCGGCAACCACGGCGUCCACACGCUCCUCGAAGACAGGUUACACGCCACGAAGGUGUGCCCACAUUAGAGGGAAUCAUCCAGCAGCUAGUUAAUGGAAUCAUAGCACCAACAGCCAUGCCAAAUAUUGGAAUGGGAACAUGGGGCAUGCUACAUUCCAAUCCAAUGGACUACGCCUGGGGCGCCAAUGGACUUGAUGCUAUCAUUACACAGUUACUGAACCAGUUUGAAAACACAGGUCCUCCUCCUGCAGACAGAGAAAGAAUAAAGAGUUUACCCACCAUCUCCAUCAAAGAGGAACAUGUGGGUGCUGGCCUAGAGUGUCCUGUGUGCAAAGAAGACUACACCAUUGAGGAGAGUGUUAGACAACUGCCCUGCAAUCACUUGUUUCACAAUGACUGUAUAGUACCAUGGUUGGAACAGCACGAUACGUGUCCUGUGUGCAGGAAGAGCCUUAGCGGACAGAACACAGCCACUGACCCACCAGGGUUAUCAGGAAUAAACUUCUCUCCCUCCUCUUCCUCCUCCUCCUCCUCUUCCUCCUCAAGUUCACCUAGCACUGAGAACGCUGCCAGCAACUCAUAGAGUUUAACCACCUCACAUCUGAGAAACCUCACACCCAACUGAGACACAACAGCUCCUUUCUACAGCUGAGACCUGGACAGUUACUUGUCUCAAUUCCACGGGCCGAUAUGAGUCAAGGGGAACUCUGAAUGUGUGGCAGACUAUUAGUCAUCAAUCCUCCCCACCGUACUGACUCUUGCUGCUAUUGUUACCAAGUGUGGGACUGGGAAGUGUUAAAAGAGGAUCCAGAAAGGCUGUGAACAUUAAUAUUGAUUAUAAUAAAAGUGAGAUUGUGACCAGAAUUCCGACAUGAAUUCGCCACAAAGCCGGGACACAUUUUAUAUUUAAAAGACAAAAUGUUCUUUUUUUUAAAACAUUGCCUGUGGUGGUUCAUAGAUAUGUAGAUAGAGAAUUCAUUUUGAAUGGUCAGCUACUGUACAGACACUGUAUAGCUAACAGACCAAACUGAAACCUUGUGAAAUGGAAGCUGAGUGUAUGCAUCAGAUCUUUAUUUAUUAGCACCAUUUGUUUUCUUCAUUUUGCACAAGAAAUCUGCCUGAUGUUGAGAAUGUGAAUUUGGGCAAACUACUGAACAAAAAAAACAUAUAUUUUUCUUUCAGGACUUGUUUUUAUCAGAGCUUGAUCCGAUGUAUUUUGCUCAACAGUCGACACAUUUUUAAACUUCACAAACCCACUUAUUUAUUAGAUCCACGCCAAGACACAAGUUGAGCAAAGCGAAGAAAAAAAAAAAAAGGCAUGGGAUCAUUUACCUCUGUGGAACUGGCCAAAUGUAUUUCAAGUGUUUUAUCAUUUUAUUUAAUGAUUUUUCAAACAGUCGAAAUAAAGUGCUAAAACA